AUGGCUUACCGUUCGAACGAUUUCGAAGACCGCUUCUACGAGCCUCGCCGUGAGAGAGCUGAGAGCCGGGUUGCAUUCAAUGACGUCGACGUGCGCGACAGACCCCGCGAGCGCGAAGGCGACCGCCUCCGUUUUCUCCGCGAUGAGCGCCCUCCUGAGGCUGGUGCUCUUGUUCUUAGCCGUCGGGAGGUCGAAUCACGGGAGCUAUCAAGACCUCGACAGCGUUCUCCGAGUCCUGUUUACCGUGAACGUGUCAUUCGCAGGGCUCGCAGCCUGACGCCGCCCCCACACCAUCAUCAUGACCAGGAGCUUGAGCGUUCAAGAGUGCGCAUCUCUGAGCGUGAGCGCGAGAUCCGCAGCCCUUCCCGCGGCCCUCCUCCCGAGAUGGUUCGCGCUCGUUACGUCGAGCGGCCACGGUCGCCUUCUCCCCCGCCUCCGGCUAGAGAACGCAGUCGUGUCGGUGUGCGCAUUGUCGAACGUGAGAGGGAAAAGGAGCGUAGGCCCUCUCCUUCUCCAUCGCCUCCACCUCAACCUGCGCCUCCUCAAGUAAUUCGUGGACCCACGAUCGAACGAGAGGUCAUUACUCACUAUCGUGACAUAGAUCAUGAGACCGCUGCUCGACAAGCACUAACGCAACUAGGUGUCACCCGUGUACCCAGCCCCCCUCCCCCUCCACGUCCCGCACCUCGACCUAUUACUCGUACUGAGGAACGGGAGCUGGAUAUCGACAUCACCACAUCUCGCAACAGGACCGACAUCGAUAUCCACCGAUCAAGAAGCCGUCACCGCUCCCCCAGUCGUGAACGCAGGUCCCCCGCUUUCAAGGACAGCAGAGAACUUGUCUCGAGCACCGACCGCCUGCGCAUCGAUGAUCGUCAAUAUCAAUCGCGCCGUCGAGCUCACUCUGCUGCUGCUCGCACUCCCGUUGACGAGGAGGCCGAGUACAUCACCUCCAAGAUCGAUUCGCGAGGCAGGAUGGGCGAAGCCUGGGGUGGCGCCACCAAGGACUGGACCAUCGUGGACGUGCCCCCCGGAACUGAGCGCGUGAAGAUGGACGGUGUGGGCGGUGGCUCUGCGGAGGUUACCUGGCAGCGCUACAACGGGGUGAGACGCUCCAAGUUCAUUCCCGAGCGGGAGCGAGAGGAUGCUCCGAUCUCGGUUCCUGCUCCUGUUCCCCCUUCACCCCGGGAAUCGCGUGACCGUCUCAGUGUCCAGGUGUAUGACCGCGAGACUGAAAUCGAUAUCGAGAAGACGAAGGAGCGUCGCCCACGCCCGUCUCAGAAGCGUAACGACAACAUGUGGACAGAGAUCACCAAGGAUCUUGUCAUCCGUGACGCCAUUAUCGAGCUGGGCUAUGACUUCGAGGAGACGGAAUAUUUCUUCUACAUCAUGCAAUAUCUGAAAUACGAUGAUGUCUUGGAGCUGGUGCAGGUGUCAGACGAGAUCCGCCGCUUCCGCAAGGAGCGUGUCCGUGAGAUUGAGUAUGAGAAGGAGUGGCGCGACGACUGGGAUCGCCGCCAUGGACACCACCACCACCAUCGUCUCCCUAGCAAGUACGACGAUGAGCGAGUCUACGAGCGCGAGGUCGUCUACGACAGCCAACGACCCAGACGUUGGUAA
Colletotrichum truncatum is the source of this 1620-nucleotide messenger RNA. The record is from RefSeq and is a predicted model, not a curated record. NCBI's taxonomy places the organism in Eukaryota, Fungi, Ascomycota, Sordariomycetes, Glomerellales, Glomerellaceae.